CAGCUACAGAGCGUGGCAGUGUCAGGACAGCAAGACUCCAAGACAAGAAACUAAGUUAAAGAAAAAUUUUCUCGAAACAAAUUACGUUCAGCAUACGAUACUCAAAAAUGGCACUCGGCAGCAUCACCAGCAACAGUCAACAUCCCUACCAAAGACCACAAACGCUGUGCGGCACAACACGCAACAUGUAUCAGCCACAGCCGCGUGCCAUCGCACCUGCACCACACACACCGCCAACCGCAACGAAACCCACAGACGAUAAAUGUUGCAUCAGCGGCACCACGCUCGACUCCAACAAUCCCUCGGUAGUGCGCCGCAACGCACGCGAACGUAAUCGCGUCAAACAAGUGAACAACGGUUUCUCGCAUCUGCGCCAACACAUACCGCCUGCGAUCAUUGCCGAUCUGAGUAACGGUCGCCGUGGCAUUGGACCCGGUGCACACAAGAAACUCUCCAAAGUCGAUACGCUACGCAUGGCUGUGGAAUAUAUACGUCGGCUGCAGCGCGUUAUCGACGAAGUGGACGGCAAGCGUGCGACUGUGUGUGCACCAGCCCAGCCACAAACACCGAGUUGGUCCAAUAUGCCAAGCAGCGCGCACAAUUCACCACCACCGACGCCACCUAAGAGUAAUAUGCAGGCAACGAUAUUCGCUGAUAAGAUACAACAACACUACCAAACACACAGCUAUGCCGAUAACUUGCAACAUCAGCAACAACAACCACACCAACAACUCAUUAACCUCAAGUAUCAACAAUCGCUAAUGCCGCAACAGUAUUUCCAACAGCAUCCGGCUUUGGUAUCACCAGCUGGCUCGGUUAGUUCGAGCAUCGGCAGCGACUACAACAACUCUGAUGCCUCAUUAUACUACACACAUUCACCAACUGCCUUGGCGAGUCCAACGCAAUUUUCGCUGCCUCUGCAAAUGAAAUACGAGCAGCAGUACAGUGAGGAGGCCGCGGCGUGUAGCUCGGGCGAAGAGGAGGAUCUGCUCGACUACAUCUCGCUGUGGCAGGAUGAAGUGUAAAGUCGGCAUCCACUGAGUUGCGCUGCAAAUCGAGUUAGCCACUAGUCAGCUGCCGUAAUUGAGAGACACUGCAGAGAGACUGCGACGCGUCGUAAUUAACCAAUGACUGAAACGAGUAUUACCUCAUUUGAAACUUGUUAGUAUUAUUUAGUCGUAAUUAUUUAUUUGUUUGAGUAUUUUUUGAUGAGCGUUUGUACAAAUGCAUGUUUCAACAUUGUGCCUGUUUGUAGUUUUAAGUUUUGUUAAUUUUAAAUUAAUUCUAGUUUAAGUUUUAGCUUUAGUAAUGGAAGACUAUGAUUUAAAAACAAAUUUUAGAUUUAAAUGCAAACCAACGGAAGACACUAAAUAUACUUACAAUGUAUUAAAAAA
Messenger RNA from Bactrocera oleae (olive fruit fly), 1394 nucleotides. The record is from RefSeq and is a predicted model, not a curated record. Lineage: Eukaryota; Metazoa; Arthropoda; Insecta; Diptera; Tephritidae.